This is a messenger RNA of Aspergillus glaucus CBS 516.65, 1660 nucleotides long. RefSeq lists its product as uncharacterized. The record is from RefSeq and is a predicted model, not a curated record. The transcript has 2 exons. Lineage: Eukaryota; Fungi; Ascomycota; Eurotiomycetes; Eurotiales; Aspergillaceae. The coding region runs from base 435 to 1184 and encodes 249 amino acids.
AAUGAACUCCUCGACCCCAAUAAGGUACCCUAGGUGUGCCCUUUACCCCUACAGGGCUACUCCGUACAAUGACUGUUGAACACAGAUGAUGUUGCUCGCCUGGCCAUGACGUCAACCGACCAUGUCUCUGCCCAGUUUGCGGUCUCCAGCAACCCCGAAGAACCAUGGCACAACAGAACCCUCUGUUUCCGGAUAUGGCUGGUUGGUGCAUCACACACUGGGCAACACUGUUGACGUACCUGGAAGCGUGUCACCGUCAAUCUGACAUCACCUGCAACAUGCUGCUCCUGUCUUUGCCUAUAUAGGGUUGCCAUCGCUCUCUAUUCGCCUCUACAUCUUCAAUCAUUCAGACAAUCAAUUCGGACUAUUAGCAAACCCAUCUCUCUACAACGACAUAUAUCCGAGACCUUUACGAACAAUCAAUCACAGCAAUCAUGGAUCUCCAAGGACAGCCCAUCGGUGCCUCCAGAAGCACUAAGGUCACCACCGACCCCCAAGCCUACAAGCAACCCAUCAACGAACCCUCCGGCCCCGUUCCCAACGACUCUCUCGCCGCCGAAUCAUCCACCCACGGGGGUGCCUUCUCUCAAAACCGCGGCGCCGAACCCCUCGGUGUCUCUGGCGGCCAAUCCACCCUAAACAACACCAACACAUCCGGUGCUACCACCCUCCCAUCCGCCGCAGUCGGCACCGCCCGUGAGAACCUCGACAGACAAGAAAAGUACCCCGAAGCUCUCGGCGGCCAGGGCAACUUUCCCGGCGCCCACUUGCCCCAGUCCGGCUACACGGGCGGCCCAACAGCCGCAAAGCAGGACCUGAACAUCGGUUCUGGCCAGAGCUCCUCGCACAAGGUCGGCGGCGGCGGCGGCGCCAGCGGAAGCGGCUACCACAGCCAGUACAACGCGGGCCAGGCUCCCUCGUACGUGAGCGAUGUCACCGAGCAGCUUGGAAACACCAAGCCGAAUGGCAAGAACAUCCAGGAGGGUGGCUUUGACAGCGACCCCAAGUAUAACGCUAGCUUCAACAACCAGAUCGGUAACAGACAGGACCCUGGUCGGGCUGCUUUGAAUGACCUCCAGUAUCGGGUGGCUCAGAGUGGUUCUGAUGCUGGUGGUGGUCCCAGACAGAAGGGUAUUGACAACCAGCAGCCCUACGAGGCGUUGGAGCGGGACCAGCGCGCAUAAAAGUGUACUAUUAUGACAGGAAUGAUGAUUUAUGGUGUUUAGGUCAUGAGCGUGCUUUGUUGUUUAUUUUCGGGGUUAACAACACAGAUCCGCGUUUGCAUCAACUGUACGAUAGAUAACAAAUGAGAAGCAAAUAUGCAUAGGCUUUUGUCGGUGUAGGGCGAAAUCUUCGUAAAGAAAGAACAUAAAUCAUACCGAACGCAACAUUCACGUAGAAGCACAAACAAUUUCGAAGAGCACAACAUUGCAAAACAGACCUGGGGAAGGAGUUCGGAGUAGGUCCAAAUAAUCGUAAAGAACAUGAAUCACACACAACGCAAUAUUCACGUAGUAACAAACAAUCUCGAAGAACACAACACCGCAACAGACCUGGGGAAGAACGUUGCAAGCACCCAUCUCACCACGACUUCUGUAGUAACGACCAUAUGGCCACUUGUUCCCGUAAACUCAUGGCGGUCUUUUGCUCCCUCGGCCAU